Molecule: messenger RNA, 1653 nt
Organism: Styela clava
Lineage: Eukaryota; Metazoa; Chordata; Ascidiacea; Stolidobranchia; Styelidae
Product: endoplasmic reticulum junction formation protein lunapark-B-like
Biological process (GO): endoplasmic reticulum tubular network organization
Cellular component (GO): endoplasmic reticulum tubular network
Source: RefSeq, a predicted model, not a curated record
AAGAUCUGAUUUUCUUUUUUUUAGCCAUUUUUGUUGGUGUUAAAAUGUUUGAAGUAAAUUAUUUAUAGAUUGUAUCCUUUUCUAUUAUUUUGUUCUGUCUGCUGCUCAGCUGCCAUAUUUAAUUAUUCUUACAUCAUGGGUGCAAUUAUAGCUAGAUUUCGGAAAUCACCAACAACCAUAGAGAUAUUGGAAGAUAUAGACAAAAAUAUUGCACAUCUGGAAAAAUUCAGAAAAGCUAACCAAGAGCUACGACAAAAAGUUAUUGGGAAACUCAUUUUGUAUUCUGUUGUUCUGUAUAUUGUUGGUGCAGUGGCUCUUUACUUCUUUUUUAUGCCUCAAGAGUUGACAUAUAAAAUAUAUGGAUUGUCUCCAUUUUUCUUAUUUCCCUUCUUAGUUUAUUUAUUAAAAAGAUUUCUUCACUGGUUCUUUGUACGGAAAAUAUCUCAAAAUGAAGGCGAAAUGCAAGCAUUAAAAGACAAACGGAAAGACAUUCUGGAAAAUGUGAUGGAAACUGAAACGUACAAGAAAGCGAAAGAAAUUUUAGAGAAGUUCGAUCCAGAAACAAAGAAAAAAUUGGAAGAGGAAAAAAAUCGAAAAGAUUCGGAAGCAAAUGCUGCAACCUCACCACCACAACAACAACAUCCAGGUUUGCGCAGAAGACAAGUACCAGGUCAGUCUGAGCAUCCCGGAGCACCAGGGGCUGCUAUUGGUCGUGGACGAGGAAUUGGUUCUCCAUUACCUCUUCCUAAUAUGCAGCAAACGCCAAUGAAUGGAGCUGCAAGAGGACAACCAAUUGUUCCUCGUUCCCCAGUAGCUGUACUGCCCAGACCAAUAUUGCCGUUGAAUAAAACAACAAUGGAUAAAUUGAUGGAUUAUAUGAUUGGAGAUGGAACUGCACACAGAUAUUCUCUCAUAUGUCAAAAUUGCUGCAAUCAUAAUGGAAUGGCUUUGAAAGAGGAAUUUCAAUAUCUUGCUUUCAGAUGUGCAUAUUGUCGAUUUUUCAAUCCCGCUCGAAAGCAAAGACCUAAUGCUCCCAGACUGCCAAUGACUCCGCCACGUCGCAUUGAACCGAUACAAGGUACUGCCAACAAUGAUGAUGACGGGAAUAAUGAGAGUGACAAACCUUCAACUUCUUCUACCCCUGAAUCAGAGAAUCCUUCUGCCGGCACUUCAGGUGAAGAGGUGCAACAAGUAUCAGUGAAGAAAGAAGUCCCUGAUGUGGAAAGCAAUGCAGAUACUGACAAUUCACAACAACCAUCGGAGCAUACAGAUGCAGAAGAUAUGGAAGUAGAGGACAUAUCUGCUGGAUCUAGUGUUACCAAUGAUGAAGCUGAGCAAAUUCUUCCUGAUGCUUCCAUCUGAUAGCUUUGUUUGCAACUUGAAUGCUCAUUGUGUUGAAUACAUAUAUAGUUUUUUAAACACAUUCACUUUUUGAUGGUUUUGUGUUAUCCUUCCUGCUCAAAUAUUGGGGGAACGUUGGAUUUUUAAAUAUUGCAUGUUUGUGAUCAGCAAGUACAAACCUUUUUUUUCAUGCCGAAUAUUGUAAGUUAUCAAAUCCUGUCUUAUUUUUUCUACUGCCACUGUUCUUGCUUUACCAUGAGUGAUGUAUAUGCUGUGUUGUGUUCUUGUCAGAAAUAAAUGAUACCACAUCGA